AUGGCACAGUACAGGAUGGAUUGGCAAGGGCAAAAGCUGGCGGAGCAACUGAUGCAGAUAAUGCUGCUUGCAUUUGCUGUGAUUGCAUUUGUAAGUGGAUAUGUUAUGGCUUCUUUCAAAAUGAUGGUCCUCAUAUACGCCGUGGGAGUGGUUCUGACCACGUUGCUCACUGUCCCAAAUUGGCCCUUUUACAAUCGCCAUGCACUUAUUUGGUUGGAUCCAAGUGAGGCGGAAAAGCAUCCCAAGCCACAACCAUCUGCCAAUGUAACUCAAAAGAAGAAACCUGUUAAGAAGUAG
Sphenostylis stenocarpa is the source of this 297-nucleotide messenger RNA. The record is from the annotation of a GenBank genome assembly. Lineage: Eukaryota; Viridiplantae; Streptophyta; Magnoliopsida; Fabales; Fabaceae.